AUGAUUUUGGCUCACCUGUGUGAUGAACCCUAUGGUCUGAAAACAAAUAUGUGCAUGUGUUUGCUUUGUCUCCCUUUUGUUGUUGCUAAUGCGCUUACCGCCAGACUUAAUGAUGGAGUUCCUAUGGUUGAUGAGUUCUGGGUUCUUCUCGCUUACACUGUUUUUUCAAUAUUUCUGUAUUUGCAUUUUACCACAUCUGUUAUUCAUAAAAUCACAUCAGCACUCAGGAUAUACUGUUUCAGGAUAACAAGGAAAGAAACUUGA
Solanum verrucosum is the source of this 264-nucleotide messenger RNA. Its product is annotated as choline/ethanolaminephosphotransferase 2-like. The record is from RefSeq and is a predicted model, not a curated record. The transcript has 5 exons. NCBI's taxonomy places the organism in Eukaryota, Viridiplantae, Streptophyta, Magnoliopsida, Solanales, Solanaceae. Bases 1 to 264 code for a protein of 87 amino acids.